Molecule: messenger RNA, 949 nt
Organism: Suillus subaureus
Lineage: Eukaryota; Fungi; Basidiomycota; Agaricomycetes; Boletales; Suillaceae
Exons: 2
Coding region: 36-890 (284 amino acids)
Source: RefSeq, a predicted model, not a curated record
CGGGGCAGUGCUGCACCCCUAAAGGCACGUGAUAGAUGAUAGACGAGUAUAAUAGUGAAACACAGACUGGUCGCGCUUGGACACUACUAGUACUCGGUUCACAAUUGAUUAUAACACCCAUCGUAUCCCGUAUGUCUCAACUACCCUUGCCAGAGGGCUGGAUUCAGGAGUAUGACCCUCAGCAGAAGCACCCAUUCUGGGUUGAUACAUCAGCAGACCCACCACGAGCAAUAUGGGUGCACCCCUACGAGGACGAGCAAUUCCUUUCUGAGAACCCAGAUGUCAAAGCAAAAGUAGAGAAGCUCAGAGUACCAUUGGCAGAUCCCCCUCCGUACGAACAGCGACGUCAUUCAUUCAGCGGUGGAGAGACGGCCGCCCCACUUCAUACCGAUGCCAAGUCUUCCAGCAGUGCGAUCUCGCCACCAAUCGACGAGCACCAUGAGGAGCGAAAGCGCGGGAUGUUCGGGAAGUUGAAAGAUAAGGCUAUUGGUACUAAGGAAGAGCGGGAGGCAUAUAAGAAACAGAAGGCUGAAGAACGUGCGCGAGACGAGGAGCUGCGUCGUGAGGCACGAAGACGAAAUUUGGAGGAACGUGCUGCAUACAUGCAGCAACAUGGUGGUUAUCCGCCGUACGGUGGCUAUGGUAACCCAGGUUACUCGGGCGGCUACUAUGGUCCUGGUCCGAGUCAGUAUGGCCCACCUGCAGGAGACCCAUAUGCAUACAAUGGAGGUCGGUAUGGAAGAAGAGGUCGGAGUGGAGGGUUUGGAGGGGGGAUGGGAUUACCUUUGUUGGGUGGAUUGGCAGGUGGACUUUUACUUGGAGAUAUGCUUGAUGGAGGAUUUGGAGGUGGUGGAUUUGACGGAGGAUUUGGUGGUGGCGGUUUCUUCUGAUAUUAUAUACCAACAUGUACUAUGACAUUGUAAGACUAAUGACAUUGAAAUGUGGGAAA